This is a messenger RNA of Ylistrum balloti, 462 nucleotides long. RefSeq lists its product as uncharacterized. Lineage: Eukaryota; Metazoa; Mollusca; Bivalvia; Pectinida; Pectinidae. Bases 1 to 462 code for a protein of 153 amino acids. The record is from RefSeq and is a predicted model, not a curated record. The transcript has a single exon.
AUGCCAUUGCACUUUAGUAUAAAAUCAUAUACUUGUCCUAUAAUUUAUUUAUUGGAAGAUGUUCAAGCCAAUCAAAAUCCCUACACCGUAGAUUUCCCAGCCAAUCAAAAUCCCUAUACCCAAGCCUUCCCAGCCCAUCAAAAUCCCUAUACCAAAGCCUUCCCAGUGCAUCAAAAUCCCUAUACCGCAGCAUUCCCAGCCCAUCAAAGUCCCUAUACCGUAGCCUUCCCAGCCCAUCAAAAUCCCUACAUCCCAGCCUUCCAAGCCCAUAAAGAUUCCUUUACCGCAGCCUUCCCAGCCCAUCAAAGUCCCUAUACCCUGGUCUUCCCAGCCCAUCAAAAUCCCUUUACCGCAGCCUUCCUAGCCCAUCACAAUCCCAAUACCCCGCCCUCCCAGUCCAUCAAAAUCCCUACACCUCAGGCUUCCCAGCCCAUCAAAAUCCCUUUACCGCAGCCUUCCUAG